This is a messenger RNA of Ornithodoros turicata, 1146 nucleotides long. RefSeq lists its product as uncharacterized. Lineage: Eukaryota; Metazoa; Arthropoda; Arachnida; Ixodida; Argasidae. The record is from RefSeq and is a predicted model, not a curated record. Bases 1 to 1146 code for a protein of 381 amino acids. The transcript has a single exon. Gene Ontology annotation, molecular function: aspartic-type endopeptidase activity. Gene Ontology annotation, biological process: proteolysis.
AUGUCUCACCUUUCAGUUCCGCCCGUAGAGCAAUCUCAGCUCACGGCAGUUCCUGUCAAGUUGCCUCCUUUCUGGGACAGGAAUCCGCCAGUCUGGUUUGCCCAAGCUGAAACCCAGAUUCACUUGUCUGGCGUUACAUCCCAGCUGACUCGGUUCUACCACGUAAUUUCCGCCCUGUCUCCCACCGCCGCUGACCCGGUUUAUGAUCACAUGACCACCCCUCCUCCGGAAAAUCCACACGAUCAACUCAAGUCAGCCUUGCUGAAACGCACAUCGUCUUCCGACCGCGACCGACUACACCAGCUCCUCUUCGCCGAAGAACUAGGCGAGCGGCGCCCCACCCAGCUACUUCGGCGCAUGAAACAGCUCCUCGGAAGCGACGCGCCCGGCAGCAGUGGCGACGUAUCUUCCACCAGCGAUAUAUUUCUCCGGCAGCUCUUUCUCCAGCGCCUUCCCCGCCACGUACAGAUGGUGUUAGCUACUGCGGCGAACCUCAGCUUGGACGAGUUGCCUGCGCUUGCCGAUGCUGUCAUGGAGGUAGCGUCUGCAUCCCCACAAGUUGACCUCAUUCAGCGACCAGCACUGCUGCCUUCGCCGUCCGACAUUCUUCGACAAUCACUUGCUCUGCGUCUUGACGAGCAUGGUACUACGCAGCAGCUCAACCACCUUACGUCGCUGCCCUUGCUUCCCGUUCCCGCUCCCCAAGCCCUCGCCCCCAACGUCACCGUAGCCCCAGACCUCGUUCUGGCUCCACUCCCCUUGCCACUUGCGAUCACCCAGCAACAAUACCGACGGGGUUUCGUGGUACCAUCGCCGCUUCGGCGCAGACGCCUUCCACUGUCUUCUGCCAUGUACCUAGACCGCGUCCUCGGGAAACUCCCCGGCCCACCACUAGUGGCGGCUGGUGGACACGGCUUCGAAAACAGUCGCCUCUCUUGCAUUGUUGACCGCAUAUCUGGGAUGCGGUUCUUGAUCGACACAGGUGCCGAGGUCAGCGUCAUCCCCGCUCCCCGUUCUUACCGCGGAUCUCGAGAGCACUGUUUCACCCUGAAAGCCGCCAACGCGUCAACAAUCCCAGUUUACGGCCAACAGUCACUUACCCUAAACAUCGGCCUCUUGCGAGAUUUCCGCUGGCUUUUCCUCUAG